ACAGGUAACAGAGUAUCACACGGAAGGGCGUUUAGUUUCAGGCUUAAAUGCUAUCUUGAGGUGUAACGUUGUUUUGUCACGGCCUAGCAAAUACACAACUUUCAAGUUUUUAAAACGUAAUACACAACCAAGCGUUUUAAAGAAGACCACGUUCUUCUGAUUAAGGGUCUUUCACCUUUAAAAUGGAUAUGUUGACCUUCGCCUUUGUGUUUCUCUCUCUUGUGGCAACAGGAUUGCAUGCUUUUUCGAUUGAUGUUGUUAAUCCUGCUCUGAAGGUGAAAGAGAAUGAAGGAGUGGACAUGAAGUGUAUAUACUCUGCUGACUUUGGAGCAUCACCCAGAGUAGAAUGGAAGUUUAAAGAUGUCAAAGGCUCUCAGGGAUUCAUCUUCUUCGAUGGCAAGCCAACUGGUCCAUAUGCAGACCGUAUCACUGUGUACAAUCAAGGACUGCGGUUUAACAAGGUGACACGAGCAGACACGGGAGACUAUGACUGUGAGGUGUACGGCAGUGACAAUUAUGCUGAGAAGACCAUCAAGCUCACAGUCCUUGUGCCUCCUGGCAAGCCUAUAGCCAGAAUUCCUCCUUCAGUGACAACCGGAAAUAAGGCCCUCUUGACCUGCUUCGACGUUGUCGGUUCCCCACCAUCCACCUAUAAGUGGUACAAAAACAACGCUCCUCUCCCUGAGGAUCCAAGCAAGUUCGACGCAUUUAGAAACCUUACGUACAAGAUGAACACUUUCAAUGGUAACCUGGAGUUCCAGAGUGUGUCUAAGAUUGAUAUUGGCGCGUAUUACUGUGAGGCUGGAAAUAGUGAAGGCACGCAGAGAAGUGAAACAGUGCAGAUGGAUGUCCGUGAUGUAAAUGUUGGCGGCAUCGUUGCGGGGGUCAUUGUGGCUUUGCUGGCAGUAGGGUUGCUUCUGUUUGCACUCUGGUAUGCUAAUAAAAAGGGAUUUCUACCAAAAAUGAGUGAAAGAAAGCCGAAAACAGCUUUGUAUACACCGCCUAGGACAGAAGAUGUGGAUGCUGGAGAUGGGGAAUUCAGACAGAAAUCCUCAUUUGUGGUGUAGCCUUUACUGCUUCAGAGAAAACAUCAAGAUUCAUUGCCUAGAUCAAGUUUUCUAUUUAAAGGGAUAGUUCACCCAGAAAGUCUUCAUUUACUCACUCCCGUUUUAAACCUGCAUGGCUUUCCUUUCUCUGUUGAAUACAAUAGAAGAUAUUUUAAUAAAUGAUGGUAGCCACACAGUUACCCAUUAACUUCCAUAGUAGGAAAGAUAAAUAUAUAAAAUAUCUUCUGUGUUUAAUAGAAUAAAGAAACUCGUACAGGAUUAGAGCAACAUUAAGUUUGAGUAAAUGAUGACAGAAUUUUCAUUUUUGAGUGAACUGUCCCUUUAAGUUAAUGAGUCAGGAUAUCUGGAUAUGCUUACGAUAACUGGAUGUGCUUUCCUGGGCUGCUUACUGCACUAGUUGACCCAAAAAUAUAUUUAAAAGCUUUUAGAAAGAAGGGUAAAUGUGUGUAAGUGGUAGUAUAAACUUGUAGAUUUUGUUUGUUUCAUGUAGCUAAAUCCUAUGUCCCUGUUUUGCAGAAUUCAAAAGAGAUGUGAUUAGGAUAAUUUAUUGAAGUAUGAUUACUCUGUACAAAAUAACCCUAAAGGGCCCGUUAAUAAUGCAGUUUUUAUGACAUACUGUUCAGUUACGUGUUUGGUAGUAAGUAUGCUUUUACACAACAAUGCAGUGGUAUAUUAAAACCAGUGGGGAAAAGAAGUUAAUGCAAAUAUUCUCCAUUCAGAAAAUAACCUCUGUCCCCCUUCAUAUAAAGAUGUGCUGUAUAUUGUAUCCUUAAAUGUUUAUCGUUUAUUGUUUUACUCAACGGGCAAUAUUUUCAUGAUUUGCAUUUGUGUGUGUAUAUUUUUAAAAAUGUUUUAUACAUAAUUCUUGAAUGUAAAUAGAUUCUCUUUUUUUUAAAAUGGGAUUUUAGAAAAAGUUUUACAUUAAACUUCACUGACCAGAUAG
Paramisgurnus dabryanus is the source of this 2010-nucleotide messenger RNA. RefSeq names its product F11 receptor, tandem duplicate 1 (gene f11r.1). Gene Ontology annotation, cellular component: bicellular tight junction. Lineage: Eukaryota; Metazoa; Chordata; Actinopteri; Cypriniformes; Cobitidae. Gene Ontology annotation, biological process: intestinal absorption; regulation of membrane permeability; cell adhesion. The record is from RefSeq and is a predicted model, not a curated record.